Messenger RNA from Clupea harengus (Atlantic herring), 1842 nucleotides. Its product is annotated as P2X purinoceptor 5-like. Gene Ontology annotation, molecular function: extracellularly ATP-gated monoatomic cation channel activity; purinergic nucleotide receptor activity. The transcript is spliced from 7 exons. Gene Ontology annotation, cellular component: plasma membrane. Gene Ontology annotation, biological process: response to ATP; calcium ion transmembrane transport. Lineage: Eukaryota; Metazoa; Chordata; Actinopteri; Clupeiformes; Clupeidae. The record is from RefSeq and is a predicted model, not a curated record. The coding region runs from base 296 to 1078 and encodes 260 amino acids.
UAGCUGUUAGUCAGAUUGUUGAGUUAGACUGUUAAAUAAGAGUAUCACUAUUAUAUGAAUAGCUUUACAAACCGAUAAAUAUUCCGUUUGAUGACUCCUGUAAGGAGGACCCAUUUCAGCCGCAUGUUGAGUUGAAGCCACAACCGAAAGUUAGUACAUAGCCUACAGUACCGCCUGGCUGAAGAAAACUUGCUUGUCGUGUUCAAAUCGAAAGUUCAAAUAUCGAAUAUCCAGCGAAUGUCAAAUCUCAAACCAUCUUCACUGCGGUGCCUGGACGCAGUCCCAUCGCCCGAGCAUGGGCAUGUCAACGUUGAAGAAAAUCUUGCUCGGGGCGUUUGACUAUAAAACUGAAAAGUAUGUAAUUGCGGAAAGUAAGAAAGUUGGCAUAUUAUACAGAGUUAUUCAGCUGUGUAUCAUCGGAUACCUAAUCGGGUGGGUUUUUGUAACGAAGAAGGGCUAUCAAGCAGUAGAGGAGUCCAUACAGAGCUCUGUAAUGACCAAAGUGAAGGGAGUUGUAUCAAUCAAUUCCAGCGACACGGGAUUCAGUAUGUGGGGACCGGAGGACUAUGUAAUUCCACCUCAUGGUGAUGCUAAUCUUUUCAUCACAACCAAUUUUAUAGAAACACCCAAUCAGAAAUUAGACAACUGUGCAGAAAGCUUUAAGGUUCUGGAUGGCCGCUGUAGUGACGAUGAUGACUGCCCACCUGGAGAGGCAGUUACAGCUGGUCAUGGAAUAAAGACUGGUCGGUGCUUGAAAAAGGACAGAAAUGACACUGGGACAUGUGAAAUACAUGGCUGGUGUCCAGUUGAAAGGAGUCAGAAAUCCAAUGUACCGCAGCUCGGAAAAGCUGAAAACUUUACCAUCUAUAUCAAGAACUUCAUCAGAUUUCCAAGAUUCAGCUUCUCAAAAUCAAAUGUCCUUGAGACACAGGACAUGAAUUAUUUACAGAGGUGCAACUACGAUGAGUCGGUUCAUCCUUACUGUCCCAUCUUCCGUCUGGGGGAUAUUAUUAACAAAACUGGACACAGGUUUCAGGACAUGGCUCAAGCAGUGAGUAUACUUUUUGUAUCAGUUUGACAAGUGAAAUAUGCAGUGAUAAACUACUAAGUACAGGUGGAAAGUAAAGUAGACUAACAUUAUUGUCUAUGACCUGAUAACUUGAUGACUUGACUUAGCUGGACUUAAACCCAUAGCUGGGGGUUGGGGCACGCGGUCAUGUCUCACGCUGGUAAAUUAUUGUUUAGGCUCUCGGCGAUAAUCAGUGUGAAGCUUUUAAAGCAGUAGGGGAAAGUUUUAAAUAGGCCUUUGAGAAAAACACAUUCUGCCAUAAAGUCUGCCACUGUUCACAGUUAAUUUUUUCAGUUAAACAAUGUCACCAGGAUAGUUUACAUCACUGUACAAACUGCAACUCAGAAGGAAACUUGACAGUUGCCGUUAUCAAAGUGCUAUGUUUUCACAUUGUAAUAAAUCAGUUAUGAAAGACUGUGGAUAACACAUGAUUGUAUGUUUGAAAACCUUUUUCUCCAAUCACUGUAAUGAUACUCUUGUCAUAUCUCCAUUUAUAGUUUCAGUUUGCAUUUUAUUAAUUUCAAACCAAGACACUGACCAACGUAUAUUUACUCCUCAACUAAGCAUACUUUCCACACUGUGAGGCCUUGCUAGAUGUGCUGAUAAUGGAAAGAUUAAUGUUGAUAGGCAAUAGAAAAAUCUUUUACCAUAUUACAACAAAUGGAAAGUCAUUUUAGAUAAUUUGGUGCCGGAAACUUGGGCGAAAAAGACCUCUUCCGCCCAGGUGGAUCGUCUUAAAUACCGGCAAUAAAUUAAAAACUCUGUCGAUGCAU